This is a messenger RNA of Knipowitschia caucasica, 3105 nucleotides long. The record is from the annotation of a GenBank genome assembly. NCBI's taxonomy places the organism in Eukaryota, Metazoa, Chordata, Actinopteri, Gobiiformes, Gobiidae.
AUGUUGAACACAGGUUUUCAAAAGCCACCUCUGGCUCCGAAACCUAAAGUUGGGCUCUCUCCAAAGCCAGGCCAGUCUCCAGCCUGUACACAAAAAGAGGGUCUGUCGCUGCCAUCUCCUGCCAUCGCACGCAAACCAAAACCAAUCCUAGCUCCUAAGCCCAUCGUCCCCAAAGUCACCACCACAGCUGAAGAGAACCUAUCUAUCUCAAACUCAGCACCCACUAGGAAACACGCCCCUGUCCCUGUACCUCGGAAACCCCGGGCGGCCAUAGCGGUUGAGCAGGAAACUGUGCUGGACAAGAUAGGGAACCAGGAGGUGAAUGAAACGUCCUCAAAGGUGAAGAAUCGCCCACCCGUGUCUGUCAAUAAACCUGCAUUGCCUCUGUUAAUCACCAAAGCUCCCCUCCCAAAACCAACAUUAGGCCCUCCAGUCCCUCCCAGGAACAAGGCAUUUCUCUCUGACAUAGGUAAAAGCUUCAGCAGCGAGGAUGUGGAGGAGGAGGACUUGAGCUGGGACAAUCCCGAGAUGGAGUUGUCGGUGGAUAAAAGCGAUAAUGAGUUUGAACUAGAAGGAGACACGACCGACGAGCCCAUUUAUAACUCCAUCGAUAGCUCUGUUAGCGCGCCAAACCAGCUCAAAGAAGGUGUUGUGGGAAGAUCGCCGCCGCUAAAACCGCUACGACGAAACAAUCCGAUGGCAGGGAGUAUAGAGUUGUUUGAGGACAACAACAACCAGAUGCCCGAUCCAAAGGAGACUCAGCCUUUGCAGGACACGAAGGAGUUAAUUUCGAGACAACUUCCAUUGCCACCAAGCGACGAGAGUAACACGCAUCUUACAUCAACUAUCAAAUCGCAACGUUCUUCGACUCUGAGCAAGGCCAAGUCAUUUUCGACCACAGAUGCCUCUCGCCCGCAAAAGUUUAGAACAAACUCGUUUAAAAGGUUCCUGGGCUUUAAGCUUCCUUUUAAGAAGAGAGGAAAAGGAAGUAGCAACAGUGAGACAGACUCCGAAGAUGGAAACGUCCCAGAAUUCAAGGAGCAGCGCACGGCCUCCUGUCCACUUUUGGAAAACCGUGAAGAUGGGGAAGUGUUCAAGACUGAGGCAAAGGAUUAUACCGAGGAGGUCGUGGUUUAUGAGGAGAUAACGGACUAUGUGAACGUCAACGUGGAGGACGCAUCCUCGGUGGAAAGCGAAUGGCCAAGUCCACCACCGACCAUUGAUGAUGACCAGGGUGUUUAUGAAGAACAGGAGCCAUACGUUAAAAUGGAGAUGAACGUUCCAGAUCCACAAGAGGAUUACAACUAUCCCAGAGCUCUUCAGCAGGUGUGCAUGGACGAGGAAAGGCCGUCAGAUGAAGAUGUACUGUACAACACCACUGACGAUGAGUGGGACGACGACGAGUUUGACACGAGCUCUGAAGGGGCAGAGUCUGAGCAAACAGUGGAGAGUGCGACUUUGAUAAGGAAGAAAAGCAAGAUACAACACAUUGCCACAGAAAUAAUGACUUCAGAGAAUGUGUUUGUUGAUGUCCUGAAGCUCCUCCAUGUUGACUUUCGGAAUGCUGUGUUCGCCGCCUCACGCGAAAGUGGGAAAACUGUGAUUGAAGACCGGCUGCUGGAUCAGAUUCUCUACUACCUCCCACAGCUCUACGAACUGAACCAACAACUGCUGAAGGAGCUGCAGCAGAGAGUAGCAACCUGGGGGAAUAACUCAAAAGUGGCAGAUAUUUUUGUCAAGAAAGGGCCUUUUCUAAAGAUGUAUUCGAACUACAUCCGUGAGUUUGACAGGAAUGUGGCUCUACUGGAGGAGCAGACAAAGAAGAACCCGGCAUUUGGUGCCGUCGUUAAAGAGUUUGAAGCAAGUCCCUGCUGUGCCAACUUGGCUUUGAGACACUUUCUCCUCAAGCCUGUUCAGAGAAUACCACAAUAUCAGCUGCUGCUUACAGAUUAUCUGAAAAACCUGUCUGAAGAUGCAUCUGAUUAUAAAGACACACAAGAGGCCCUGGUCAUAGUGAAGGAAGUGGCCAAUCACGCCAAUGACAUCAUGAAGCAAGGGGACAUAUUUCAGAAGCUGUUUCAGGUGCAGUGCAGACUAAUUGGCCACCAUGAGAUUGUCCAGCCUGGCAGAAUCUUUCUGAAGGAAGGUGUUGUCAAUAAGCUUUCCAGGAAAACAACAGAGCCCAAAAUGAUGUUUUUGUUUAACGACAUGCUGCUGUACACCACUCCUGUGCAGUAUGGUCAGUUUAAGGUCAAACAUAAGCUUUCUCUUACUGGAAUGAAGGUUAAAAAACCAAACCAAGAGGCCGUCCAAAAUGAGCUCAUCAUUGAGAGUGUGGAGCGCUCCUUUAAGUGUUCAGUCAGCUCAGCCACAGAAAGAGAUUUAUGGCUUGAUGCGAUUUCUAAAGCAGUCAGUGACUUUACAAAGAAAAAGACAAGUUUUGUCCCGGCCAACACUUUGGAAGAGGUGGAAAUCGAAGAUGGUGCAACUCUGGGAUCAAAGGCUCCCGUCUGGAUCCAAGAUUCAGGAGCCACGAUGUGCAUGAUCUGUACAUGUGAGUUCAGUCUGACGUGGAGGCGACAUCACUGCCGUGCAUGUGGAAAGGUGGUGUGUCAGUCUUGUUCAGCCAAUAAAUACCGCCUUAAAUACCUUAAGGACCAAUGGGCACGAGUGUGUAAUGCGUGUUUUGUUUUACUCCAGAAACAAGAAAAUGAAAAGGCCAUAUCUUCUACAGUGAGCAACAAAACCCCAUUUGCUUUCACCCGUAAAUACAAAAAGAUCCCUGCCCAUCUCAAAGAGGUGUCUGCAAAUACUCUCAAUUCGACCAUGAGUGGGUAUUUAGAGAUGAUUAAACCAAACAAAAAGCAGGGAAAGAGAAUGUGGUUUGUCAUCAAAGCAAUGAUUCUGUACACAUAUGCUGCCAGCGAGGAUGUUGCAGCUGUGAAAAGUCAGCCCUUGUUAGGUUUUAGGGUGAAGUCGGACUCAAAGUUACAAUUCAGGCUCCUCCACAAUGACAAACUAUUCCUCAUUUUUAAAGCUGAUGAUGAGCAAACAGCAGAAAGGUGGAUCGAGGCAAUGAUAAAGGCCUCUGUUCUGGAUGCUUGA